Penicillium salamii is the source of this 252-nucleotide messenger RNA. NCBI's taxonomy places the organism in Eukaryota, Fungi, Ascomycota, Eurotiomycetes, Eurotiales, Aspergillaceae. The record is from the annotation of a GenBank genome assembly.
AUGUCUGAAGCACAAUCUCAACAUCCGGUGAAGGGCAAGGAGCCUUUCAUUGAGAGAAUUUUCGAGCAUCAUCAUCAUCACAAUCACGAAGAAGACUCCCCGGCCGAUAAGAAGGAUGGAACUUCGAACAACAAGGAUAAGCCGAAAUCCUAUGAAGACUAUCUGAAGAAGGAUGAGGAAGCCCUCAAAGAGUACUACGAGAAGGACAAGGAGAUGGAAGCCGAGGACCAGACCUAUGGAGGAUUGAUGUGA